GGGAGGUGACAGAAAGAGGCGAGUGCUCUGUGCACAUUCAGAGAAAGUUUAAUUUUGUCUUGGAUACCUGUAGUUCCAGCCGCCUUCGCCCACGAUGGAAACAUUCCACAAUCAGGAGAGCUACAAUCCGGAAGAUGAUUCCUCCGUCAGGGGAGAGUCGAUACUGGAGAACGCUGGAGACAAGGAGCCGAGGGAGAAAGUGGACCUUUCUCAAAAGCCUCCCUACUCUUAUGUGGCGUUAAUAGCGAUGGCCAUCAAGGACAGUCAGGAGAAGCGACUCACUCUCAACGGUAUCUACCAGUACAUAGUGGCCAAGUUCCCUUACUAUGAGAAAAAUAAAAAAGGUUGGCAAAAUAGCAUCAGGCACAACCUGAGCCUCAACGAAUGUUUUGUCAAAAUUCCCCGGGAAGGUGGAGGGGAGCGAAAGGGUAACUACUGGACACUGGACCCCGCUUUCGAAGACAUGUUUGAUAAAGGGAACUACAGGAGGAGGAGAAGGGUCAAGAGGCCGUACAGACCCUCCUCCUCCCCGUUUCUGCCCGCCAAGCCGUGUGUGAAUUACUCGGAGCCGUUUUAUUACCAAACGUCCAAAUAUCUGCAGCCUCCCUUUGCCAGUAACUCGUGGUCCAUGGGGCAAGGACAGAGCACUGCCUCCAUGAGUUACCACCAGUCAGCUAAUGGCAACGUCAGCCCGGUUCAAAUGAAUGGACUCCCCUCAUCCUACAGCCCUUAUUCUCCGAUGCAGAAUUUGCCUUUGGUCCCGGGGCCGGCUAGCCCUUACGCCAGCAUGGGCCAACAGAUGAGUCCGGGGACACACUCAGCGAGCAGUGGAUACCAGCUCUCAUGCGCUCGCCAACGCGAGGUCCCUGUCAUGCACUGUUCCUAUUGGGAAUAUGGACCCAUGACCACCAGAUUAGAUAUGUAACUUGCCAGGACAUUUAAAGUGCAUAUCAUCGCUGACGGUGGUAAGACAUUUUCUUUGAAAAGUGCCAAAAAAUAGAAGCUUGAAUUGUUUGCCUGGUUAUUAAACUAAGGUGCAUUCGCUGGAGAAUAGAAUGGACCCAGCACACACACAGUGAAACAAGACAAGCGUUGAGUAAAAGCUGACUUUGAGCCUGAGUUAUGGAACUUGUUGGUAACCCCCAUGGGAGGGCGGGGAAAGGAGGCGGAAAAAUUCGUGUUUUCAGAGGAAGCAAAAGUAUUGGACUGUUCAAGGGGGAAAGAGCGUUGGUUGAUUGAGUUCGUUAGCAGGGUUUAUUUACUUUUAAAAAGUGCUUAAAUAUUUGAUAUGUUGUAUCUUGUGAGUUUUGAUCUGUUCGUCUUUGGUAAAUCAAAAUGUUCUACAAAAAAGUUUUUUUUAAACUAUUCAAUGUUAAAAACUUUAUCGACGUUCUAACAGAUGAAGGUUUUGGACCAAACUCAAGUGUCGAUGCAUAGCACUUUUGUGUAUUUUUUGUCAAAAUAAAUGUCUUUUUGCAA
Chiloscyllium plagiosum (whitespotted bambooshark) is the source of this 1479-nucleotide messenger RNA. It is a transcript of the gene foxl2l, whose product is annotated as forkhead box L2-like. The record is from RefSeq and is a predicted model, not a curated record. Gene Ontology annotation, molecular function: RNA polymerase II cis-regulatory region sequence-specific DNA binding; DNA-binding transcription factor activity, RNA polymerase II-specific. Gene Ontology annotation, biological process: regulation of transcription by RNA polymerase II; anatomical structure morphogenesis; cell differentiation. Lineage: Eukaryota; Metazoa; Chordata; Chondrichthyes; Orectolobiformes; Hemiscylliidae.